Phlebotomus papatasi is the source of this 1236-nucleotide messenger RNA. RefSeq names its product negative elongation factor E (gene Nelf-E). The record is from RefSeq and is a predicted model, not a curated record. Gene Ontology annotation, cellular component: NELF complex. NCBI's taxonomy places the organism in Eukaryota, Metazoa, Arthropoda, Insecta, Diptera, Psychodidae. Gene Ontology annotation, molecular function: RNA binding. The transcript has 2 exons. Bases 86 to 949 code for a protein of 287 amino acids. Gene Ontology annotation, biological process: negative regulation of transcription elongation by RNA polymerase II.
ACAAGAGGGACAAAAUAUACGUCAGAUUUUGCAGUGAAAUAUUUGGUUGCUCUUCAAUUUUCUUAAAAUUUUUAACUAAAAAAACAUGGUUUACAUCCAUUUUCCAUCAAAUCUAACAGAGGAGGAGUUAAUGUUGCAGACUAAAUAUCAGAAAUUGAAGAAAAAGAAAAAGGCACUGCAGGCUCUGAAGACACCAAAACAAGAACCAGAAAAACCAUUAAUACCCAAGAGGCCUGCUGAUGCCCGGGAUGCAAGAGAAGUGGCCAGAAAACUGAUUAAAAGUGGGGCAAUUCAAGCGAUCCCUAAGCCUCAAUCCAAGCAAGAUCAAGUGUCUUUCAAGCGGCCUAAAGGGCAGGAAAGGAAGCGGGUAAUGCCAGAAAGCACAGCAAAUGUGGCAUCUUAUCAACCCUUCUCAGCCACUCAGAGUACAGAACCUGGAGCACCUCCUGGAAUAAUUCCGGAUCCUGAGAAGGAAGUUGUUGGACGUGUGCAGAAUCUCUAUCAGCAAUUGGCUACUGAAAGGGAUCGAGAAGAAAGAGGAUUGGUAGAUAAGAAGGCCUUGGAGGCACCAGUAAUACGUCCGGAUAAGCCACGUACAGGGAAUACGAUUUAUGUGUCCGGGAACAAAGUAACUGAGGAUUUCCUGAAAAAACAUUUCAAUUCUUUCGGCACAAUUGUCAAUGUGUCCAUGGAGAUAGAGAAAGGACGAGGAUUCAUUACGUUCUCGAAGCCAGAAUCCGCCGAAAAAGCAAUCAGUGAGAUGCAUGGAAAGCCAGCUGCUGGAAUUCAAUUGCAAGUUCAAUUGGCUAGAAGACAGCCACAAAUAGAGCCCAUCAAUGAUGCUUCUUCAUCAGCAGUUUGGUCCACAUUGGCUGCCAGUCACUCUCAGAAGGGUAGUCUCAAGGAUAAACGUGAAAUGGUUAACUAUGGUGACAUUUUCUUAGAAUAAAAUAAUAUUGUCCUGAAAAACCCCAAAGGAAUUUAUGGAAAUCAGCAGCAUAAUGCGAACAGGUAAGAAUUAAAUAUUAAAAUAAUUAAAUUCAAUAUUUUUAUUUGAAACAUUUCCAUGUGAUUUUCACAUUGGAGCACAAAACACGAUGAUUUUCUUUCUAUUUUCAAUUAUUCUGACCCCCACCCCACCCAAUUUUUUUUUAUCACUAAAUGAAAAAUGAUUUUGUGCAGAAAUUUUAUAGAGUGCAGUUGCUUAAAUAAAAAAUAAAUAUGAUUUACCUCCAA